AUGGCGCAGUCUGAAGCCCCUCUGCUACAGGCCAUUGAGGACCUGGACCAGCUGCCAGGCGUCGUUAUUAAGGAAACAACGCAGGUUAUAGAUGCGGUCAUGGCCUCCAUCGGUGGUGCCUACGAGGCGGCCAACAAGUACAAGGUCAAAGCGUUGCCAGCGGACAAGCGCCUCGCGACGGUGCACAAUGAGCCGGGCACCUGGUCUCCCUCCUCUAAGGAAGUGGAUGCCUUACCGGAAGUGUAUUAUGUCGAGGAGUCUUCGUCCUGCUGUCUGCGUGUAUGCCUUGCGCACUUCGGUGGCCUGAACCUUCGGGCUCUCCAGCUUCACUUUUAUCAGGGCAAUAAGGAGAAAUACACGGUUCAGCGACCCUGCAAGCUCGGCGGGUGCUGCUGCUGCCCUCUGGAGAUGAGCCUAUUCGCCAAGGACGGCACACUGCAAGGGAUGGUUGUUGAGGACUAUGACGGCUACUGCUCCAAAUAUUGCGAGCAGUCCUGUUUGUGCACUUAUCGACAGAAGGUAUUGGUGGGUUCGUCCCGCAACAGUCUGGUCCACAAGUACUCGCUGGUCAGCCCCAUGUGCUGCUGCGGACGGGUCAACAAUUGCUGCGGAGCAACGUGUUGCAAGCCGCAGCUGUUUAUUGACAUUGAGGAACCUGACGGCACACUGGCGGCUGUGGCGCAUAAGACGUACGGCGGCGGUCGGGGUUGCACCGACUGCUGCCGCUGCGUCUUUGACUUUAGCAACUACGUAUUACCCUUCCCGCCUAAGGCCACCCUUCAGGAGCGGGUGCUGCUGCUGACGGCCAUGUUGAGCAUUGAGUACGCGUACUUCAGCCGAAGGGGUGGAGAGAACAACGACUGAGAUAGGGGACCCCGCGGAAUGGUACCUUUGGGGGGAAGGGGAGGGGAGGUGAGGUGGUGGAGAUGAUCUAGGAGAUUAUCCUUAUCCGAGGUGGGAUGAUGCGGGUGGUGCUUGGGUUCGGGGGGAGG
Messenger RNA from Volvox carteri f. nagariensis, 992 nucleotides. RefSeq lists its product as uncharacterized. The transcript is spliced from 3 exons. Lineage: Eukaryota; Viridiplantae; Chlorophyta; Chlorophyceae; Chlamydomonadales; Volvocaceae. Gene Ontology annotation, cellular component: plasma membrane. Bases 1 to 864 code for a protein of 287 amino acids. The record is from RefSeq and is a predicted model, not a curated record. Gene Ontology annotation, molecular function: phospholipid scramblase activity. Gene Ontology annotation, biological process: plasma membrane phospholipid scrambling.